Molecule: messenger RNA, 286 nt
Organism: Dimorphilus gyrociliatus
Lineage: Eukaryota; Metazoa; Annelida; Polychaeta; Dinophilidae
Source: the annotation of a GenBank genome assembly
UAUGACUCAUUGUAAAGAAGUAAGAGAUCUUGUGAAAAAGUUAAUAAAAGAUGGAAAAUCUUAUAGUGAAGUAGCCACUAUUCUUGGAUUAGUAAAGUCUACUGUGCAAUAUAUAGCUAAGCCGACUUAUCGGAAAUCUGGUAAUGUCGGACGUCCCAAGUUGAAGAAUAACAAAGAAAAGAUAACGUCGACAAAGGUCGCUAAUUUAACUGGAAUAAAAGCUUCGCAGAAAACUAUACAAAGAACUAUAAAGGAAAUAGAAGAAGAACUGAAAAGAGAAGCAUAA